GUUCCGAGGCGGCUAGUUCAAAGUAUGCCCUUCAAGGUCGGAGAGAUGAUAGGAUUAUCGGAAGAAAUAUUCCCUGGCUUAUAUGGAUAUCUGUUGAUACUUAUCCUAAUAGUUUUUGCAGCUUUACUCCUGUAUCUACUUUCGAACACAAAUGUUCUACAGCCCUGGCUGAAUUCUUGUGAAUUAUCCUCCGAUGAAACAAUCAUGGAUUUUUCAAAGUCUCCCACAGUGAGAAUUUUACAGUACUGUUUUUCGGAUAUCUUUGUGGAGUUUUCAGGAUUUAUCCAUUAAGUUUUCAUGCAUUUUGAAUCAACGGACGUUUGUGUUGCAGCUGAAUCAUCUAGUCGUUCACGUAGAACUUCUUGUUCAAUCCAUGUAAAUCGUAAUUUACCACAAGACUAUUCUUCACAGUCAACUGAAGUUGAGCCUACUAAAAAGUCAAAAACACGUAAACGAUCAGUUCGUAAAGUGGUAUCAGCAGUUUCUACAACAUCACCUUCUAUUCAGUCGGAAAGGUCUUCUCCAUCGUCAUCUGAUUCAGUUGAUUUGAAUUCUGAUAGUAUUUUGGAAGGGGUGAAGGAAAGUUUUAUCCACGAGAAAGUUGCUCUCUGUCACGAGGAAGUACCAAUUGUUAGUAGACUGUCGACAUCUACUGAUGCUAUCCAGAAGGAUUCAGACGCUAAUACAAAUCACCAACCAGUGAAGACAUGUAAUGUUCCGGUCAAAUCUCAUAAGGAGAAGAAAUCAGAUGUCAUACUCCAAGAAACAUCCAAGGUUAAAUCAAUGCCGUCGUCGGCAUCAUUAUCUAUUACUCAAACAAAUGAUUCAAAUAUUAUUAUGCCUACUACUGCCACUAUUUCAGAUGUGUUGGAUGGCGCUAGUGAUGAAAAUGACGGUGGGUGGUUAAGCGCAAAUACAAAGACAACUAGACGCCGGCGACGUAAUAAAGACAGCAGACAGUCUGAAAGUAAAGAUCAUGAUGACAUGGUUGGAAGCAAAUCAAACAUACACGUUGUUUCACCACAGUCACAGCAAACCUCAUCAGCAGAACAAAACAAGAAUGAAUCUGAUACUGUUCAUUUCAGUGAUCAGGACCAACACUGUUUAGUUACUGAGUCUAGUCCUUCUGAAAGACCUGAACCUGAGUGUGACCACAAACUAGUUGAUGACUGCUUAACGUCUCAACCAAAUGUUGAUACUACUACUACUACAGCCACUUGCAAUGAACAGAAAGCUGCUGAACAACCUUCAGUUGAUCAACAUGUUUCUAGCACUUCUGAUUCUAUUAUUCCUACGCCGAAACGGAAGCGUCGUAAUGCACCGCGUAAAACUGUCCAAAGUCAUAUUCCUAAUGAAGAUGGGAAACCUCACGAUACAUUAUUAUCAUCGAAUAAGAAAUCGAUUGAUUCAGUAUCACCAUGGGUUUCAUCGUCUUCGAUGCCAAAAAGAGGCCAAGAUAAGCAAAUUGAUGAUGAGAGUGAAUUUGAAUUGAUAGAAAUACCUAAUGCAUCACCUCAACCAUCUUCGUCUUCCUCAGCAGCAGAAUCAGAAUUCGAAAUGAAUCCAAGUAUUGAAGAGGCAAUAUCACCUCCCGAUCUAUCUCAGUUUCCUCCAUUAGUUAAAGCUGAUAGUGGGGAUCCGAUUUCAGUAACAAUGGAACCAGAAGUACUCGAGGGUGGCAGACAUCCACAAGCUAAUAAAUUGUUAAAAUUAGCUCUGGGUAAUAAUAAUAAUAAUAAUAAUAAUAACAGUACUAAUAAUGACAAGCAUGCUAAUGAACAGGAAGUGCACCAACGUCAAUCAACCUCUACACCAGAACCUAUCGAAGCCUCUCCUAUUAUUGUCCCAGCAAACAGUAAUAGCAACAAAGGUAUUGCAAAACGUGCGAAAGCAAGGAAAGCUGACUGAAUUAGUCUCAAAAAUUACCUUUGUUUGGUCUGAUCCCUUCCAGUUUUUUUGUUUUUCAUGUAAUUUUCGUCUCAGAGAUGUAUACGAUUUCCUCAUUUAUAAGGGCAGAUUUUGUCAGUAUACUCUUUACUUGGUUGAAAGACUUCUCCUCGUAUAUUCAUCAAGUCAGCGUGACACGUUUGUUUUAUGCAUAGGACAUUACACUAUUGUAUCUCUAUAGAAUUCUGGUAUUGUGUAGAGCGAUUGAUUUGAUAGAUAUUUAUCUGCAAAGGAUCAGGAUAUAAGUCAGGGUUUUCUUCUUCUUUGAUUUCUUUUCCCCGCACCACAAUGAUUGAUGAUAUCGAUGAUGCGAAAAGGUAACUAUCUCAUACACACACUAUAUAUCUUUCUUUAGUUAUUAUUUUAGUAUAAAUCUACUUAUUACUUUUUACUGGUUCAUUUUCCCUUGUAAAUGUUUAUCUUUACCUUUCUGUAUGCUCUGUUACUUUUCAGCUUUCCUUCGUCUGUUUAUCAAGAACGAGUGUUGUUGAUAACCAUCUAUGUGUAAUAGCAGCAAACAGCAAUAGUUUAUAUUUUAAUGACCUUUAUACCAAUAUUCCACUUAUGUAUUUUUUUCUUCAUCUCUUUGCUUCGUAUUUGGCGCCAACAAUGCUGUGAUAUAGCUCAUUCACUAAGCUGCCAACUCAUUUAUAGUUACCUCAUGGACUUUUUUUAAAUCUUACCCAUUGUUUGCUUGUAAAUGUUUGCAUUUCUUUUGAAUUUAUCCUGCUAUACUGUGUGUUGACAAUGUGUGUUUUGCAGCAACUAUUGUGUUUUGAUGGCGAUUUCUUUUCAUUUGUGUACCCUUAUAGUUUCGCUACAAACUGUUCCUAUAUGUCUCUCUCUCUCUCUCUGUUUGUAUGUGUGUCUAACUAACUCCCCUGUCUGAUGCAUGUGACUGCACUUGCCUCGUGAAUAAUUUCGUUCAUUCUACACCAUUGUCCUGUCACCAUUUUUUGAUUACGUAAUGUUGAGUAUUCAUAAUUAAUUAGCGCAUGUUUGUUAAAGAUGAACUGAAAUUGAAUCUUCCCCCGCUUUUUUUCUUUAGUCAAAAGAUGGUAGAUCAAAGAGGAUUUAAGAUUUAAUUAUUAUUGUUAUUAUCUUUAUUUAUCUCGGAGAAAUUGAACUAUAUUAUGAUUAUCGUCCCUAUUUUUCUGUUGCACUUCGGUUUAUUGGAUUUUUUUGUUUUAUUUAUUUGUUUUGACGGAUUAAUUAAUUUGUUUACAUAUUCAUUUAUAUUGUGUGUUUAUUUGCGCAUUUGAAUGAGAAAAACUGGGUUAAUCACAGGAACAAAUAAUUUAGAUGUCCUC
Molecule: messenger RNA, 3257 nt
Organism: Heterobilharzia americana
Lineage: Eukaryota; Metazoa; Platyhelminthes; Trematoda; Strigeidida; Schistosomatidae
Source: the annotation of a GenBank genome assembly